GAAGAUUCGUCUCAAUAGGGCUGUAGAAUGCCUCUGAAGUCUUUCUCUUUUCCAUUGCCUGAAACACGUCUCUUUCAUACAACAAAGUAUGUGUACAAGUUCAAACUUCGCUAUGGCACACAUUUUAAUACACAGGUUGAAGGUAACAGUGAACACAUUUCAGAAGAAAUAGAGGCUUCAAUUCGAGCUGUUCUUGCCAACCACGAAUAUUUGAAACCGUUCUCUACAAGGAGUUUUAUCAUUUUUCCCUAUAAAAGCAAAUGGGACAGUGCUUCUCGACUGAGAUUUAAACAUGGGAAUAGACCUCUUCUCCCUUUUCCUGAUGUGUUUACAUUAUACAUAGAGCCAAAAUCUUUACUACAUGAUCCCAGCUAUCCCAGCUUUGAAACAUUUAAGAAAACUAAUGAUAAGAGUGAAGAUCAAAAUAUAUUGUAUGGUACGAAGAGCAGAAAAUUAGGUGGAAUUGUCCAGACCUUAUCCAACCAACCAGUGCAAGAGGCUCAGAAUUCCAUCCAAUCUCCUGAUACUCAUAAGGGAGGAAUUUUAUCUUUUAUAGCAAGCCUUAUACCCUUUCAUUUUCUGUUCGGGGGAAGGAGCUCCACUUAAUUACCUGGCUUACUCUUGCUAUAAUAUGC
This is a messenger RNA of Pelobates fuscus (common spadefoot toad), 635 nucleotides long. RefSeq names its product membrane anchored junction protein (gene MAJIN). Lineage: Eukaryota; Metazoa; Chordata; Amphibia; Anura; Pelobatidae. The transcript is spliced from 9 exons. The record is from RefSeq and is a predicted model, not a curated record. Gene Ontology annotation, cellular component: nuclear inner membrane. Gene Ontology annotation, molecular function: DNA binding. The coding region runs from base 28 to 606 and encodes 192 amino acids. Gene Ontology annotation, biological process: homologous chromosome pairing at meiosis; meiotic attachment of telomere to nuclear envelope.